AAAGAGAAGAGGAUAGGUGUCAAUUGACUUAAUUUGAUUCGCUGCUACAAUUUGCAGAGAGAGUGAUGCUCUUUUUUUUAUACUCAAAUCACUUGCUAAUGGUUUCGUAGCAGAGAAAGAAAGCCAGUAUCAUGACAAUGGGUGGUUUAGCCGCAACAACACCAGUAUUUUGCUCUCUAUUACCUUCCUCCUCCUCCUCCUCCUCCACCAUCACCACCCGUCGCUCCUUCCUCUCCACUACUCCUUCUGGGAAGAACAAGGUUUCAAUGACUUCACAUCAUUCAUGUUGUUUCUUACAGAUAAAUUGCAAGUUAAAUCUUCAGAGAUCAGGAGCAAAGAAUAUAGUGAGAAAAAUAAGUUGUGGCCUACUAAAAGUGGAAGAUGGUUUAGAUGAUGAGUCAUGUGAGUUAGUCAAUGGGAUAGAACUCUCUAUUGGUGAAGAUGUUGAUGCCUACCUCUUCACGGCAGUAAAGAACAAUAAUAAAACUGGGAUACUUCUCUUGUCUGAUGUUUUUGGUUUCGAAGAUUCUUCAACGAGAGAUUUUGCAUACCGUAUUGCUUGCAAUGGCUACAAUGUUCUAGUUCCAGACCUAUUUCGAGGAGAUCCAUGGGCAAAGCAUCGACCAAUGGCUAUGUUUGAAGAGUGGAUCACAAAACAAGACCCUAAGAGGGUUGCAAAUGAUAUUGCCAUGUCAACAGACUGGAUGGUUAAUGAGUUUCUGGCUGCAGGAAUCUCAAAGAAGCUUGGCCUAAUAGGAUUCUGCUUUGGUGGUGGCAAAGUGAUCGAGGUGCUCGCCCAAGAUCAGGGCGCUUAUUUUGGUGCUGGGGUCUCCUUUUAUGGCACGAGGAUGAAUCCAUCUUUAGCUUCUAAUGUGAAGGUUCCUGUGCUGUUUAUUUCAGGGGACAAUGAUCCUCUUUGUCCAGCUAGUUUGCUGGAAAAUGUUGAGAAGAGAAUUGGCAGAGGAUCAAAAAAGGUAGUGUUUAAGGGAAGGGGUCAUGGCUUUGUACACCGGCCAGAAUCUCCUGAAGAAGAUGCAGAUGCAGAGCAAGCUUUCGCCAUGGCUAGAAAUUGGUUGUAUGAUGGCUUGGUGGCAGCAAACUCCUAAAUAAUGUAACGCUCGUGUAUAUUCGUAUUAUAGGGUUGAAGUUACCAGUGAAAUUGUCUAGAAUUUGGUCAUAAAACUUUGAGUUCAAAGUUUUUAUUGUAAAUUAGUGUUACUUGUAGCUCAAAGCUGUGUCGAAGCCAAUGUGAAAGUGAAACUGGUCAUUCUAGAA
Molecule: messenger RNA, 1275 nt
Organism: Humulus lupulus (European hop)
Lineage: Eukaryota; Viridiplantae; Streptophyta; Magnoliopsida; Rosales; Cannabaceae
Exons: 4
Coding region: 132-1106 (324 amino acids)
Molecular function (GO): hydrolase activity
Source: RefSeq, a predicted model, not a curated record